Penicillium daleae is the source of this 3300-nucleotide messenger RNA. Its product is annotated as vacuolar protein sorting-associated protein 54. Gene Ontology annotation, molecular function: syntaxin binding. Gene Ontology annotation, biological process: retrograde transport, endosome to Golgi; Golgi to vacuole transport. Lineage: Eukaryota; Fungi; Ascomycota; Eurotiomycetes; Eurotiales; Aspergillaceae. The coding region runs from base 1 to 3300 and encodes 1099 amino acids. The transcript is spliced from 3 exons. Gene Ontology annotation, cellular component: GARP complex. The record is from RefSeq and is a predicted model, not a curated record.
AUGGCGCCAUCCAGUCCACGCAAGUCAAUUGACAGCCUUGCAUCAGGUGCAUCGACACCGCCAGUAUCGCAUUAUUCUACUUCCCAGCUGGAAUCUCCCCGGGUGCGCCCUCAGCGAUACCCCCUGAGGAGGGGAUCCACGGCGAGCUCAAUCGUAAGCAUUGGAGGAAUCCUGGAUACAUCGCAACACCAUGGCUCCAUAGCCGAAUCUGGGCAGAAUGCCCGCCGAUCCGCAGCUAUCUCUACCCUUCUCCAACCUCCGAUAGUCCGCACUGGCUUGACGCCGCAUACCGCCGUAUCUACGACCGGAUAUAAACCCCCCUCAUCCCGCGAUAUUCCACCCGUAACUCUGACAAAUAUUCCCCAUGUGGACGGAAAAGCAUUUCAACCAUAUCUGUCGCAAGUGGGCUCCUUGUACGAUGUAUUUCAACAGUCGAAAGAAGGUGCUGGGGAGGACACCCAAACCCCGUCUGGCUUCAAGUCCCCGAAACCGGAUGAUAUGGAAUCGUUGAUGCCGUGGAGUCCCGAGCGGAGAUCCUCGGUGAUGUCUAUCAAUUCACGACCAACCUCUCCUUAUGAUCCUCGCGGCCGACGUCCGUCAGGCGCCCGCGGCCGUGGGCCUGCUGUGACUCCCCUGUCUACAAUCCCACCGGUAUAUUUUGAGGAAGAUUUCCACUUGGAAAACCCCCGCACAUUUGAUGUCAUCUCGGAAAAGUCCGAGGUGGUUAAACCCCCGCGACCACCAACCAAGGACGACAAGCACGCCAAUGGCGGAGCUCCCGAACCAGUUCACACUGGCAGGAAAGCACUAGCGACCAAUGCGAUUUUGCAGGAGAAGCUUUCCUGGUACAUGGACACCGUGGAGAUCCACCUCAUCUCCUCUAUUUCCACUGCGUCAAAGUCAUUUUUCACCGCUUUGGGUUCGCUUCGAGAACUGCAUGCUGAAGCAGCAGACUCUGUGAAACGGAUUCAGGUUCUUCGCAAGGAUCUGCAGAAAAUCGACAAGGAAAUGGCUCUUGGUGGUUUGAAGAUUGUGAAUUUACGCCGACGGAGAGAAAACGUGCGGAUGCUGGCGGCUGCUGUGGCUCAAUUACGUGACGUUGUAGAGUCAGUGUCGCGAUGUGAGGAUUUAGUCGAGCAAGGGGAUAUUGAAGAUGCUGCCGAUGAACUAGAGGAAGUGGAAAAGCUCAUGGCAGGGGAGAAGGCGUCUGAUCGCCCAGUUGAUGACGAUGAGAAAGAUCUUCCACGGAGGCCAAUUGACCUUCGGGGCCUGAAAGCCCUAGAUGGAGCUUCCGAUGAUCUCGCCAUGUUAAGACAGCGCAUUGGCAUGGGAUAUGAAACCCGCUUUUUGAAUGACCUAUUAGGUGAUUUACGAGCUCAUGUCGACAAUGUGUCCUCUGCUGUGACCUUGCAGCGAUGGGGUGCCUCCUUCUUGCGACAACGUGGUGGCCAGCGUCCUGUUUCGACAGUUUCACCUGCAUAUAUGACCAUUAAUAAUGAGCUACGGUCCCGGUUGAACACCCAGCUCACUGGACUCGCUCGAGCCCACUACACAACUGCUGCUGCCACAUCGUUCAAAACUGCUGUCCUACGAGAGAUGAAAGGUCUCAUUCGGAAAUACCUCCCCAGUUCGAGUGAUGAUGACAAUGAGUCUAUGAUUUCGGUGUCUACUCAUAGCGAUCGGCAACGGAGUCAGCAGGAGAAGUCCUCUAUCCUCUCACGGAACUUGCGCGCCCUUGAUCCAGACGAUGCUUAUGGCAUGCUCGUGGCAGUCUAUACCGGCAUCAGUGAAUGCUUGCGUCGGCUGAGCACUCAAGUCAAGAUCCUUUUGGAUAUUGCUAGUGGAUUAGGAAGUUCUCCGGCGGCUGGUAUUUGGUCGCCCACUCGGAGUCCCAAUCCGCAGAGCCCAGACCAGACCAAUAGGUCCCCUGAUCAUGGGUCUUCGGCUUCGGCUUCGGCCAUGGCCCAAGAUGAGAUCUUGCAAGUCUUGGAUAUGUCAAGCCUUCUUGGUCAAGCAGUAGAUAUCGCCCAGUCUCAAAUCACCAAGGUGCUGAAGGUUCGCUCUGAGCAGACUGCUCAGCUUUCGAAGGAGGAAUUCUUGAAGUACUUCACGCUUAACCGCCUCUUUGCUGACGAGUGCGAGGCGAUUUCGGGGCGUGGUGGUACCGCCUUGAAGACCCUCGUUGGCAACCAGAUUCGUGAAUUCAUUGCUAGAUUUGGUGAAUCGCAACGUCACCGUAUCGUUAAUGUUAUGGAUUCUGACCGGUGGGACGCACGAGACUUUGGUGAUUCCGAGGUCACUGUUCUCACUCGCAUUCUAGAUGCCAGUACUAAGGACAUCGAGGCUUGGGUCGAUGUUUCUAAAAUCUGGGUUCCAGACAGUGCAGCCCCUCAGAACAAUGCAUCCGAAUCAAGCGAGGGUGCUAAUGGAACGGCGAAGGAGAAGGUGCGCAGUGCAGUUGUCGAUGAACAAAAAUACAUCCUGCCUGAUUGCGCAGUGGCAAUAAUGCGCAGCAUCGAGGAAUUUGAAUUCCUUAUGGCGAACAUUCCGAGCAUGAUUCAAGACAUUGCCCCGCAACUGCUGGAGAUAUUGAAGCUCUUCAAUUCACGCUCUUCUCAACUGAUCCUCGGCGCGGGUGCUACGCGGAGUGCAGGCUUGAAGAACAUCACGACUAAACAUCUUGCCCUUUCGUCGCAGGCCUUGAGCUUUGUCAUUGCUCUUGUUCCGUACGUACGAGAGUUUGUUCGGCGUCAUGGACAGACCAACCAGGUUAUGGCCGAAUUCGACAAGGUCAAGCGACUGUUCCAGGAGCAUCAAAGUGGCAUCCAUGAGAAGCUAGUCGAUAUCGUGAGCUCGCGAUCCUCUAUCCGUGUCACUGCUAUGAAAAAGAUUGAUUGGGACAAUGAUACCUCGACCGGUGUUCAUCCCUACAUGGAGACGCUGGCCAAGGAGACCGGAACUCUAUAUCGGGUCCUUAGUAAACACCUUCCAGACAUGACUGUGGACAUGAUCAUGAUACCUGUGUUCAACAACUACCGUGACCACUGGACCAAGGCCUUUGAAGAAGCUAGCGUUGAGACAGAGGCCGGAAAGAAGAGGAUGCAAACUGAUAUCGUGUACCUCCAGUCAAAGCUGGCGAAAAUCGAGGGUGCCAGCAGCUUAGGUGACAAGCUGCUUGAACUCGUCAAUGCAAAGUAUAUUGCCGAACCUGCUGUUGAAUCCGAGGCACCGGAGAAGACCGAAUCUGCGAGUGACAAGCAAGACUCGGAAAAGGAGGCAGAGUCCUCCAGCUCGCAAUGA